AUGGGGAAACAACUAUUUAAGCAAGGCCCUCGACAGACCUACGGUUUAAUCAUUGCUUAUUAUUGCUUAUCAUUGUGCACUUUGCUUAUUGCUGCAGAUGAUCAGGGAAUCCUUCGUGUCUUAGGUCAGUUCAGUGGAGACUACAUUACAGGACAAGUGACACUGGAACUGACCAAAGGCACAAAAGUGAAUGCCUUAAGUGUAAAACUAAAAGGAGAAGCAAGCGUGUUAUGGACUGAGAAAAAUGGAAAAAGCACAGAUACGUACAAGAGCAAAGAGAAAUAUUUCAGUAUCGAGCAGUUUCUAAUCCAGAGAGACAACGGAAACAACCUUGUGGCCCAGGGCAGCACUGUUUACCCUUUUACGUUCCAAAUCCCUGCACAAGACUUGCCUCAAUCUUUUAAUGGUACAUGGGGUAAAAUUAAGUACACACUGGAGGCAAAUCUGGCCAGACCAAUGAGACUGGACAGUAAAGCGAGGGCAGAGUUUAACCUGGGUUCAAAAAACACACCCAUCCAUUCAAUGCAUUUAAUGGCGCCACAACAUGGUGUUACAGAUAAGAAACUGAAUUUUUUCAACUCUGGAUAUGUAACAAUGGAUGUGAAAAUUGACAAAACCGGGUUCCACCAAGGAGAAGGAAUAAAAGUCGUGACAUCUAUUCACAAUAAGUCAACACGGGAUGUGCGCCCUAAGUAUUGUGUGUACACUGAGCACAGUUUCUUUGCAAAAAGCAAAAGGAAGAUGAAGACUAAAGAUCUACUCAAAGAGGUUGGAGAUACUGUGCCACCCUCUUCUGGUCUAACUGUCACCAAAAUCAUCACUAUCCCCACAACUACAUGCCCAUCUCUCCUCAACUGCAGCAUUAUUAAAGUGGAGUACAGGCUCAGGGUGUAUUUGGAUGUAAAGUAUGCUUUGGACCCACAGAUAACGUUCCCUAUUAUAAUACUCCCUGCUGCUCAAGGCUUUGAUACAAACCUCCGUCCAACUUAUGGAUUUGAAUCGUUUCCUACAGGGAAUUACCCCCCUCCAUACUCAGGACCGCAGCCCUCAGCGCCACCCAUGGACUAUGCACCUCCGCCUCCCUAUGAAACAUGUGGGAAAUAGCCACGUUUGCCCAGUUAUGAGACUAAAUAUUGAAGUUUUGUCUUUAUUUUUUUGUCAUGUGUUCAUCUGAUCAUGUGAGAUGG
Periophthalmus magnuspinnatus is the source of this 1187-nucleotide messenger RNA. Its product is annotated as arrestin domain-containing protein 3-like. Gene Ontology annotation, biological process: protein transport. Lineage: Eukaryota; Metazoa; Chordata; Actinopteri; Gobiiformes; Gobiidae. The coding region runs from base 1 to 1104 and encodes 367 amino acids. Gene Ontology annotation, cellular component: cytoplasm; plasma membrane. The record is from RefSeq and is a predicted model, not a curated record. The transcript has 8 exons.